Molecule: messenger RNA, 4745 nt
Organism: Triticum aestivum (bread wheat)
Lineage: Eukaryota; Viridiplantae; Streptophyta; Magnoliopsida; Poales; Poaceae
Exons: 2
Coding region: 104-1267 (387 amino acids)
Biological process (GO): regulation of DNA-templated transcription
Molecular function (GO): double-stranded DNA binding
Source: RefSeq, a predicted model, not a curated record
AAGAAAAAGACCUCAUCACACGACCGGGGCCACACACGCCGCGCUCAACGCCACUCGAAUCUCCUCACCGCCGCCGCCGCCGCCGCCCCGCCGUCGCGGCGCCAUGCUCCACCUCCGGCAGCGCGCCCUCUCCCAUCUCCUCUCCGCCGCACCAGCUCCUUCCACACCCCCUCUCCUCUCUCUCCACCGCCUCCUCUCCGCGGCCGCGGCCGCCAUCUCCCCGAACCCUAGAUUCGCCGUCGAGGACUACCUCGUCGGCACCUGCGGCCUCACCCGUGCCCAGGCACUCAAGGCCUCCGCCAAGCUCUCCCACCUCAAGUCCCCAUCCAAGCCCGACGCCGUCCUCGCAUUCCUCGCCGGCCUCGGCCUCUCCGGCGCUGAUGUCGCCGCCCUCGUCGCCAAGGACCCGCAGUUCCUCUGCGCCGGCGUGGAGACAACCCUGUCCCCCGUCGUCGUCGGUCUCACGGGGCUCGGUCUAUCCCCUUCUGAUAUCGCGCGCAUCGUCUCGCUCGCCCCGGGACAAUUCCGCCAUAGAUCUGUCGUCUCCAAGCUGGAGUACUACCUGCCGCUCUUGGGCUCCAUCGACAACUUGCUCCGGCCGCUCAAACACGGCUCCGGCUUCCUCGGCUCCCACCUCGAGAGGGUGGUCAAGCCCAAUGUGAAGCUCCUGGCAGAGUGCGGGCUAGGUGCUUGUGAUAUUGCCAAGCUGUUCAUUCAAAUACCGAUGAUCUUCACCGCCAGCCCAGAGCGUGCCCUGGAGAUGGUCGCGACCGCCGAACGUAUAGGUGUGCCCCGUGGCUCUGGGAUGUUUAGGCAGGCACUGCAUGCUGUCGCAUUUCUCAGCGAGGAGAAGAUUACUGCCAAAGUGGAACAGUUGAAGAAGACAUUGAGGUGGUCGGAUGCCGAUGUUGGCAUUGCUGUGUCCAAGUUGCCGACUCUUCUGAGACGGUCAAAGGAAGUGCUGCAGCUCAAGUCCGAGUUCCUCCGCUCUAAGGUGGGCUUGGAACCGGCGUACAUUGCUCAUCGACCCGCUAUGCUCACUUACAACCUGGAGGGCCGGCUCAGGCCCCGGUACUAUGUUAUGAGGUUUCUUAAGGAAAAUGGAUUGUUAAGUCACGGCAGAGACUACUAUGCUAUGGUCUCGAUCAGCGAGAAGGUAUUUGUGGAGAAGUUCAUAUGCCCUCACAAGCAAGCUGCACCACACCUUGCUGAAGACUAUGCAGCUGCUUGCACAGGACAGGUGCCUGCUACAUUCAGAUUUACAUGAACCAGGAAGCAGGAAAAUGGAUUGCCAGAGCGCGAGUGGAACUACUAUUCAGCAGCCUUGGUGACAGAAAAUUUUCAUGGAAAAGUUCGUAUGUCCUCACAAGGAAGCUGCCCCCACCUUGCCGAAGACUGUGCUGCCACUUGUAGGGAAGUGCCUUCUAAUUUCAGAAUUACAUGACCAAGAAUGGGCCAUGAGAACUGCGCAUGGCGCAAAAAUGUUUACACUAUGUGUAGUGAGCUGGUAAUCUCUGUCUGUUCAUUGCCUGAGUGGAUGUUGGUUGUCUGCUAUAGUAUGUCAGGUACAUGCUAAUUUGGCAUCGCUAGUCCUGAAUGAAACUGAUAAUUUUAUUGUUAGUCCUUGUAUGUCAAUCAACCAAUCUUGGUGGCUGGGGCCUUGCUAUACCACACGUGAUUCUCAACGCUCUGUUAGUUGAUGACACUCUGAAGCUUCCUUCAGUAACAAGUACUCCUACUUUUAUGACCUGACGUGUGGGGGGUUUUACUCAGAGAAGCUCCUACUUUUCUCUAUCUGAAUUUUGCUAGUUUGGUAAUCCUUCUCGUAUUGUAUGUCCAUUGCAUCAUUCAGUAGAGAAGAAAGAUACACUGCAAUUAACCUGUCCAUCCUGAUAUCAUAUUGUCAUGCAUACUGAGAACUAAGAGUGUGACAUCAGGGCAUUCUGCAAAUGCUUUCAAAUAUAUUAAUGAAGAGUAUAUCUGCAGGACCUAUAUGUUUAUGUUCUCAAUUGCCAUUGCAGCUUUCAAUGCAAUCCUGAGUCAAACUAUCUUUCAAUGAAAAAAGGUUAUCAUUUUUUGCCAUGAAAGAUGAUAUGAAGUCCCAAAAUUGGUUGAACAUCUUUUUUCGUGGGAACAAAUCUGGAAUUGACGUGUUAGUCACUGCUGAGGUUGCAGUUUUGAACUAGUCUGUUGGUUGCUUCCUCUAGUUCUUCUAAGCUGAAACUCUUCAUUCUUCCUGCAGUAGCUUUGUUUAUAAGACAUUAACUGUUGUGAAAGCAGGUCAUUGUUUACUAGUAGUUUAUAUCAUGUUUUUGUUUAUUUUUCUCUUAUAUUCUUGGAUGGUCUACUGGCUGAUACUUUUUCUAGGAGCAUCUGACGUCAAAACUGAAUACUUCAGUAGUUGGCCAGUAGCAUUUUGUUGACAGCCUACCCAUGUAGCACUACGUAACAGAUAUUUCAAAGGCCCUUGUAUUUGUACCGGAGACACAAAUUGAUGCUUGUAUGGUAUGGUGCCGAAAGCAAAGGGCAUUUCAUACAAUAUGAAGGAACUUAUGUUAAGGUAAUCUUAAAAAGGGUCAUGUUAUUACCUGAGCCAAGAGAUGGUCCCAGAGAUGCUAUCUUAACCAAGCUUGGUCUUAACAUUUAAGGUAAUGCAGUAUUUUUUCUCAGUUAUACCCAAUGUCAUCUCUUCGUACACUCUUUUCAGUUAAAUCUCAGUCUAGGCAUGCAAGUACUAUCUGUCAGAUAUAGCGUAGUUAUAGAAUCUUGCAGAAUUUCAAACACAGAAAUUGUAGACUUACUGGUGGUCCUCAAAUUAAGAAUGAAGUCAUGUGAAGAAAGGAUGGUGCACAUAUGUUUAUUCCUGAUAUUAGGCUGUAGAAAUUGGAAGAAAUGAGAUCUCAGCUGUGUGCUUGCAGUAACACAAAGGAGAUGGGCACAUGCUAUUCUUGGCGAAGAGCUCUUAUUUGAAAUGAAGAUCAGUUGUGUGUCUCUUCUCUAGUGCCUAGUUUAGCCUGCGGGAAUUAUAGAAAUGAGAUUAAUGCAAUGAAGGUGAGGGGAAGGGGUCUAUUAAGGAACGAGGUGACUUGCUAGGUGAACUUGAAUUUGAAAAAAAAGUACUUUCAGCAAGUAAGAAUUAGCUGGGCAAUAAAGAGGAGCAUACUGACUGAAUUACUGAAUGUUCUAGAUGAUGGUGCUUUCUUUCUUCCUGGAGAAGAUGCGAUGAAAGUGGAUAUAGACUCACUUCUUUCUUGUUUCCAGGAGAUCAACCAAGCAUGUUGGCUGGGGCUUUGCUAUACCACACGUGAUUCUGAAGGCUCUGUUAGUUGAUGAUGCCCUGCUGCUUCCUUCAGUAACAAGUACUCCCUCCGUCCGGAAAUACUUGUCAUCAAAAUGGAUAAAAGGAGAUGUAUCUAGACGUAUUUUAGUUUUAGAUACGUUCCUUUUUAUCCAUUUUGAUGACAAGUAUUUUCGGACGGAGGGAGUAUUUAUAACCUGACGCAUGCGGGAGUUUUAUUUAGAUAAGCUCCUAAUUUUCUCCUUCUGAAUUUUGCAAGUUAUGCAAUCCUUCUCGUAUGGUCCUAGACUCUUUGUAACCUAUAGGCUAUAUGUAGGUUACCCUAGGUGCAUGCACUGUUCCACUGUCAAAGGCAAUUAAACAACCCAAUGUGCUCAUGCUAUUGUUGUCCUUUGGAGUCAUCAGCAAAUGUUCAGACUUCAGACUAAACUUGAUACAUCUAUAAUUCUACUCGAAAAGAUGAAUAAUUUACUCAUUCCAUUCAAGGAAUUGCAAAUCCAAAAAAUGCAGUGAGUUUUUGUUUGGUGAACCAUGCAGUGAGUUGACACACUAUUAUGUUAGUUAUGGCCAAAAUCAGGGGCGUGCCCAGCAAAUGGAGUUUAAUAUGCCCACCAUAUUAAGUCAAAUACAGAACAGUGAACAUUUGGGGAUUUUUUCAGAGGCUAAAUGGUAUUAGUUAUAUUACAAGUAUCAAUACUGAACCUGAUACUUGCAUGGUAAAUUACUUCCAGUCUUGUUUUAAGCAUCCUCUGGAAUGGAGACUCGUGCUCUGAACUUUUGUUUUGUACGCUGGGAAAUUUCUGGUGUUAAGGGUCUUCAUUCUUACUUUACCUCUAGGAGCAGUGUUGCGGAAUCGGGUACCGAAAUCUGUGUGCAGAAAAGCUGCUGUUCGAUGCCGGUGGGAGCUAUGCAACCUGUGAAUUAUGUCUUGCCAUCUUCAUUCGUACAAUUAUGCGAUGAACCAGAAUUGGAGGACAGGAUUGCACUCACGAGCAGGGUGGUUAUGGAAUGAAUCUAGCCCCCUUUUUUCGCAAGUAGAAUGAAUCUACCCCCUGUGAAACUGGUUGGAAAGAUAUUUAUUGUGCUUGAUAGAUCUAUAUGUCCUGCCAUGGGUACACCGCCUGUGCCACUUCCACGGGUCUCACUGUCUCAGUUAGUGUCAGGGAGAUGAUCGGGGGUCUAUUCAGCACCUGGAGGCUGCAAAAUUUGCAAAUAGCCAAUUGCUAAUGAAAUGGCAGAGAAACAUCAUCACUAAUUCCAUCCUUCAGUGCAUUUUACAAGUGAAAUGGCAGAAAUAUAUAGUGGUGUCACUUCGAUUGCACGCAACCGAAAGUGUUUCUGAACCAGAAUUUGGGAAGAACCCCGAAACAUGUUCAUGUCUUUUGUAGACGAGAUGUAGCAGUUUCUUAUUAGAUGAUGUUUUCCGUGGAGUAUAUUGAUAAUUCCA